AUGGGAACGGAUGGGAGGGGCGGUUGGGCUAGCGCCGACAACCACGACCGGAGAUUUGAUAGCGCAGGGGGCGGGGAAAUAGGUGGAGGCGGGGGGGAAUUUGGCGGGGGAUUCGACGACGCUGACGGGGCGGCGGAGGGCGACGAGAAGGCAGUGGCGCGCGGGGGAGAGGCGGGCGGAGGGGACGUGAAGGCGGAGGCGCGCGGAGAGGGCCAGGCGCAAGGAGGGGCAAGCGGUGGGGAGAAAGCGGAGGAUGUGGGGAAGGAGCAGGCGGCGAGCGGCGCUUAUUGCGCGCGGGAAGCGAGCCUGCACGCGGAGGAGGCGGCUGGCACUCUGAAAUUCAUAUGCUGCCGAAACGAUGGGGUGGACGAACACAUGAUAUGGCUGGUGGGGUUGAAGAACAUAUUCUCACGGCAGCUGCCCAACAUGCCUAAAGACUACAUCGUGCGCCUGCUGCUCGACCGAACGCACAAGUCAAUGAUGCUCAUCAAGGCUGGCACGGUCGUUGGUGGCAUCACAUACCGCCCCUACCCCUUGCAGCGGUUUGGGGAGAUAGCGUUCUGUGCCAUUACUGCCACGGAACAGGUGAGGGGGUACGGCACGAGGCUGAUGAAUCACCUCAAGGCGUAUGCGAGGGAUGAGGACGGGCUGCGCUACUUCCUCACAUACGCCGACAACAACGCUGUUGGCUACUUCGUCAAGCAGGGAUUCACGAAGGAGAUCACCAUGCCUAAAGCGCAAUGGGAAGGGUACAUAAAGGACUACGACGGGGGCACGCUGAUGGAGUGUGUGCUGGAGAAGGGGCUGCCCUACACCUCGCUGCCCGCCGUGCUGCUCAAGCAGCGCCAGGCCAUAACGGAGCGCAUGAGGCAGGUGGCGCGCAGCCAUGUGGUGCACCCGGGGCUGGACUUCCCGCGCGACUCCUGGGGCGUGCCCAGGCGCGCCCUCAGACUCGCCGACAUCCCCGGGCUGGCGGAGAGCGGGUGGACGCCCGAGCACAGCGGUGCCAAUAAGAUCCGAUUGGUGCAGGUGGCGCCAGAUGGGACAAAGGAUGUGAGCCGCGACGGGCCGCCCACCAAGGCCCAGCUGCACAACCUGAUGAAGCAGAUGCACCGGGUAGGGCGGGCAUAUGCACCGGGUAGGGUGGGCAGAUGCACCAGACCAGGGAGGGCAGAUGCACCAGACCAGGGAGGGCAGAUGCACCAGACCAGGGAGGGCAGAUGCACCAGACCAGGGAGGGCAGAUGCACCAGACCAGGGAGGGCAGAUGCACCAGACCAGGGAGGGCAGAUGCACCAGACCAGGGAGGGCAGAUGCACCAGACCAGGGAGGGCAGAUGCACCAGACCAGGGAGGGCAGAUGCACCAGACCAGGGAGGGCAGAUGCACCAGACCAGGGAGGGCAGAUGCACCAGACCAGGGAGGGCAGAUGCACCAGACCAGGGAGGGCAGAUGCACCAGACCAGGGAGGGUCUCGUUAUGACCGCGGGCAGAAGCCCAAUUCCUGGAUGGGGACCAUCCUGCAUGCAUGCAGUCAGCUUUUGCCCGUGCCGCUCUCAACCAUCUGCCUCUCUCAUCCAUCUGCCCCUCUCAACCAUCUGCCUCUCUCAUCCAUCUGCCCCUCUCAUCCAUCUGCCUCUCUCAUCCAUCUGCCCCUCUCAUCCAUCUGCCCCUCUCACCCAUCUGCCUCUCUCAUCCAUCUGCCCCUCUCAUCCAUCUGCCUCUCUCAUCCAUCUGCCUCUCUCAUCCAUCUGCCUCUCUCAUCCAUCUGCCCCUCUCACCCAUCUGCCCCUCUCACCCAUCUGCCCCUCUCACCCAUCUGCCCCUCUCACCCAUCUUCUCCUCACUCCCUGCGCCCUGCCACCCUUUUGUCACUCCCUGCGCCCUGCCACCCUUUUGUCACUCCCUGCGCCCUGCCACCCUUUUGUCACUCCUUGCGCCCUGCCACCCUUUUGUCACUCCCUGCGCCCUGCCACCCUUUUGUCACUCCUUUUGUGUCUCUUCAAAAGGGAGGGCAGGCGGUGAUGGAGCAUGCGGACUCGUGGCCGUUCAAGGACCCCGUAGACGGCAGCGAGGUGCCCGACUACUAUGACAUCAUCAAGGACCCCAUCGAUCUGAGGACGAUGCAGAAGCGGCUGGAGGCGGAGAGCUUCUAUGUGACAAUCGACAUGUUUGUGGCGGACAUGCGCCGCAUGACUGCCAAUGCCCGCACCUACAACGCCCCUGACACCAUCUACUUCAAAUGCGCCAACAGGCUGGAGAACUUCUUUCUCAACAAGCUCAAAGCCUCCGUGCGCCUGCACCACGGCUGA
Messenger RNA from Closterium sp. NIES-65, 2310 nucleotides. NCBI's taxonomy places the organism in Eukaryota, Viridiplantae, Streptophyta, Zygnematophyceae, Desmidiales, Closteriaceae. The record is from the annotation of a GenBank genome assembly.